Lagenorhynchus albirostris (white-beaked dolphin) is the source of this 1429-nucleotide messenger RNA. It is a transcript of the gene TRIAP1, whose product is annotated as TP53 regulated inhibitor of apoptosis 1. NCBI's taxonomy places the organism in Eukaryota, Metazoa, Chordata, Mammalia, Artiodactyla, Delphinidae. The transcript is spliced from 2 exons. The record is from RefSeq and is a predicted model, not a curated record. Bases 289 to 552 code for a protein of 87 amino acids.
CUAGCCGCUCCAGGUGCUCGAUCAGCUCGGCCGUGACCCGGCGGCUUCCCUGGGGGAGGAUGAGGCGGAGGGCUUGGGUCACAGGUGGGGCCUGCUCCGCCUCCCGCCCCGCUUCGGCACCCGCCUAGACGCCCCGGCCUCUACCUGAGGAUCGGCCUUGGAGGGGAAGCCCCGGCGCCCGCCCGCCGACGCUCGAAGGCCCAGCCACACUGCCCGCGUCCACAUUUCUCUCCUUCUCGGCCCCCGUAGUGCGUCCUCUCGUAAAGCCUAGCGACGCGCUUAAAAGUGAUGACAUCCGAGAGCGCCGCCACCGCCGACGCCAUGAACAGUGUAGGGGAGGCUUGCACCGACAUGAAGCGUGAGUACGACCAGUGUUUCAAUCGCUGGUUUGCCGAGAAAUUCCUCAAGGGGGACUGCUCCGGGGACCCGUGCACCGACCUCUUCAAGCGCUACCAGCAGUGUGUUCAGAAAGCAAUAAAGGAGAAGGAGAUUCCUAUCGAAGGACUGGAGUUCAUGGGCCAUGGCAAAGAAAAGCCUGAAAGCUCUUCUUGACCUUGACAGUCACCUUGAAAAUGGACUCCUCAAAUCAGGAAAUUGAGGACUCUGGAUCGUGCCAGUUAAAGCUGUGAAGAUAGCAUCGAUUUGAUGAAUGUAGGAGAGAGGAGUUUCCUGUCCUCCUUGAUAUUUUUCUCUCAUUUGUAAAAGGUGAUGAAAAAAAUCACUCUUUGCUUUGAAAUUUCUGGCUUUGGCAUCAGCAGGAACUUAAUGUGCUAAAUAAUGGGAUUAUGGUUGCAAUACUUGGUCUGGGAUCGGUUUUAAAUGUAUCUUGUAUGUAAAUGCUGAUAAGGUUGUCAGGAUGACCAAGGUUGCCUGAGUUAUGCUUCGAAGGGCAUUACUUGUACACUGUACUGGGGUUACUGUUCAUGGAAGCAACUGGUUAGGAUCUCUCUUUUCUCUCCGGAGAUAAUGCUUUGGAAAGGGUUUCCAGCACAACAGUUUUGAUCAAUGCUUGGGAGCAGUUUUAUUUUUUUCAGUUUUAUUUUUAUAUAGUAACUUAACUGUUAUGAUUGCUGAUGGACUGGGUUAGCCAAGAGGAAGACAGCUUUUAACAGUUCCCUACCUUAAGAAGAAGUGUCAGAUCUCAUAAGAGGUGAAAGCUUCAAGAACACUGUGAACACCAUCUCAGAGUUCAUGGUGUAGUUCAGCAAUUAAGAUCCUUGGAGUGGCUAUGCAGGAGGAUCCUAAAUUGCAAAGAUUUGCUGUUGCCAGCUUUCAACUUAAGUAAAUGAAUUAAGUCAAUCUGUGUAUCAUAAAAGUGCCAAAAUGCUGCAUCUGGUUAAAUGGGGAGAGAAAAGAGUUCACUUUAUUUGCCUCCUUCACCCACCCUGCCCUGUAAUGCCUGUAAUCGUGAAGAUGGAACAAACUGUAA